This is a messenger RNA of Oryzias melastigma (Indian medaka), 5827 nucleotides long. Its product is annotated as neuronal acetylcholine receptor subunit alpha-7. The coding region runs from base 397 to 2259 and encodes 620 amino acids. Gene Ontology annotation, cellular component: synapse; postsynaptic membrane; neuron projection. The transcript is spliced from 10 exons. The record is from RefSeq and is a predicted model, not a curated record. Gene Ontology annotation, biological process: monoatomic ion transmembrane transport; signal transduction; regulation of membrane potential. Lineage: Eukaryota; Metazoa; Chordata; Actinopteri; Beloniformes; Adrianichthyidae. Gene Ontology annotation, molecular function: acetylcholine-gated monoatomic cation-selective channel activity; transmembrane signaling receptor activity.
AUUUAAAAAAAAGCUUCUAAUGGAUUUCCUUCAACAAAACAGUCCUAAUUUAGUCCAGUAUGGAGUGUUUCAUAGCUAUAGAUGAACACAUAUAAAGCCUGCAGUAAUUGAAGUUCAAAGAAGCGUGAAGCUCAUCAAUACGAUCGGAUCGACUCCCACACAGCAUCUCUUUUCACUGCAUCUCACCCACUCUGUGCGUGUCUGCCUCCCCUGUCUCCAUCCUUUUCUGCUCCACCCGAGCUGCUAUUAAGCUCCCUCACCUUAUUUAAGAUAUCUGCAUCUUACUCUUUAGAUUAUCGUCACCUCCACCCAUCCCUACUCUUUUUUUAAAUACUAUCAUAAAUUCCUAUAGUUUUAUCUUCUCUCUUCUGCCUCUGCUCACCAGAGGAAUGCAGCAUGAGGAAAACUGUGGCUCUUUGGCUGUUGAUACUCGCGACUCAGCUCGGCGUGUCAGUGCAGGGUCCACACCAGCGCUACUUGCUCAAGGAGCUUCUGAGGGAUUACAACCCGAUGGAAAGACCGGUGGCCAACGACUCCCAGGCCCUCACUGUGCACUUCUCCUAUACUCUAAUACAGGUCAUGGAUGUGGAUGAAAAGAACCAGAUCCUCACCACUAACGCCUGGCUGCAGAUGCAGUGGUAUGACCACUACCUGCAGUGGAACCAGUCAGAGUAUCCUGGAGUGAAGAACCUUCGUUUUAGCCCCGACCAGGUCUGGACACCUGAUAUAUUACUGUACAACAGCGCUCACGACAAGUUUGAUGCCACCUUUAAGACCAAUGUGCUGGUUAACUCCAGCGGCUUCUGUGAGUUUCUACCUCCAGGAAUAUUUGUCAGCACAUGUAAUGUGGAUGUGAGAUGGUUUCCAUUCGACAUUCAGCGCUGCGAGCUGAAGUUUGGUUCAUGGACUUUUGACGGCUGGCUGCUUGACAUCCAGAUGAAGGAGGCAGAUGUGUCGGGAUACAUGCCCAACGGAGAGUGGGACCUCAUGGAGGUUCCCGGAGGUCGUCAUGAGAUUUUUUACGACUGCUGUGCAGAGCCUUAUCCCGACGUUACAUUUGUGGUGACAUUACGAAGGAGGACUUUGUUUUAUGCACUGAACCUCCUUGUUCCAUGCGUACUCCUCUCCUCAAUGACUCUGCUGGUGUUCCUGCUCCCAGCCAACUCUGGGGAGAAGAUCAGCCUUGGCAUUACGGUUCUGCUCUCUCUGACGGUCUUCAUGCUGAUGGUGGCAGAGAUCAUGCCGGCCACUUCUGAUUCGGUGCCACUGAUUGGUCAGUACUUUGCCAGUACCAUGGUGAUUGUUGGGAUGUCAGUGGUGGCCACAGUCAUAGUCCUCCAGUUCCAUCAUCACACUCCGAACAGCGGACAAAUGCCACGUUGGGUGCACUUGGUUCUGCUGCAGUGGGUGCCCUGGUUUCUCCGGAUGAAGCGUCCCGGCGAGGGAGCAGAACCUACUCUCUCCAACAGCCAAGUAGACUCCCGUAGCAAGACCUUGUCCUCCCCAACAACCACCACUACCACCACCACCACCAUCCCCACCCCAGCCCCAUCCAUCCUCCCGCCCAGCCUCAGCUCCCUCCAGGCCAGCCUGGUGCAGCUGAGUCACCCUCUCUCAAACACACUUCAUCACAGGUCCAAUUCCCAGGCAGUGAUGCUCCCCAACCCAGGCCAUAGAGACCCGAGCCCCAAUCCACACCUUCAGCCUAAUGGCCACCUGCCCUACAUGGGCUUCCAGACCUCUGCAGACCUGGAACCACUGCAGAGGAGCAGAGUCAUCAAUCAUGGCAGGGAGAACUGUGGGCCUGUUGGAGGAGAAAGAGAUGGAGGCACAGCGGGGGGAGGAGGACCUGUUGGAGAUUUACCAAUACAUCACAACCUGCAAACUUCCAAACUUGGGAGUCCCCCUUUGGAGCCCCCAGCCGCUCCAGAGCCAGACUCAUCGACUGCGGCCCCCGUGCCGUGUGGCCUGGAGGCCGAGUGUGGGAGACCAGCUGCUCUACAUUCCCAGAGCGCCAUGAUCCGGUCUGCUGCAGUGGACAACCAGUUGCAGGCUCUUCUGGUGGACGUGCAGUUUUUGGUUGAACGCGUCCGCGAGCAGGAUCGCCAGGUCAGUCUGGCAGAGCAGUGGCAGUUCGCCGCCGCCAUCAUCGACCGCCUCUGCCUUGUUGGAUUCAGCGUUUUCAACAUCAUAUGCACCUUUGCCAUCCUCAUGGCUGCACCCAACUUUGGAAUAGCACUUUCAAAAGACUUCCUCUAAGAUGUGCAGACUAAAAAAUGUGGAGAAGGAAGCACAAUAAUUGUCAGAGACAGCAGAACAUUGAAAUAGUAGAUAUUUCUCAUGAUGUGUACAGUGGAGAGCAAAUAUUGGGUAAAAGUUAGGAUGUUACCCAACAAAACCAUUUUUAUUUAAACUAUAAGGAGUUGGGAGAGCAACAACAUUUAAUGUGACAACUACAAGGUCUGAUCUUUCACAAAACCUACAAAAAAUGUCCAAAUUUGUGUCCUGACUCCUUUGAACUGUUGACCAAAAAAUUACAUCUCAACCAUUUGCUUGUAUAAGAGUGCGACUUGCUUCCAGUUCUAUCAGAAUUAAGUCAGUUCAGUCACCAUUUUUUCACAAUAUUGUUGUCGCUAUGUUGGAAUCAGAAAUUGUAAGGAAGCAGUGAUAGACUGAACUUUAUACAUCGACUUAGUAAAUCUCUGUACUCUUCCUGGUAUUGUCUAAUUUUUGUUAUUUCUUACAUUGUAUAUUAGUUUGUCAUUGUGUGUAUACAAAAUAGCAUUCAAAAAGAGAAAGUUUGGCUUCCUGAAACACCAAAAUAGCCAGCACUCACAAAACACUACCAUGUGCUGUAUGAUCACAUGACUUCCUGAGGUGAAACAUAGUCAUUUUAGAACAUUUAAAAGCUGUUGAACAUUUAACCAAACUUUGAAGUGACUUUCAGACUACUGAUCUUCUCAGCAGAUGAUGAGGUGCCUCUGCCUUCUUCAUCGAGCGGUAGCAGAUAACGGUAACCUCACCUGUGUUGAGACGUUUAGGAAAAAGUAUCACGUCUCAGACUGAUUCUACCUGACACGGAAAAUUAGAUUAACAAAAAUGGAGAAACACUCUGCUGUGGAGUAAUUGAAACACAGCUAACAGGUCAUAAAGAUACUAAUAGUUAUAAUUAGAUAUCAUCGCAUAGCAUCACCAGGACUAUUCACACUUCAUUUUUUUCUAAAUACGUGCAGUGAAUUUUUUACUUGGCCGCACCGACCCGGAGGAAUGAUUAACAUUAACAUUAUGUUACAAUUCAGGUUAAUACACCAAAUGGUUCCCUCGUACGACCGUGUCUGUAGCUCACCAGGCUCUAUGUACAUAAAAGCUAACGAGACGUUAGCAUUGAAUACAUGCAACCAGUGGCAACAUUUAGCCUUGAAUGCUAUUAAAAUAUGUGCAGCAAUGUGUAUCUUGAAUGCACAUUUUAUGUGUCACCAACAGGAAUUUCCAUCAGCUUUUGAGCAGGUCACACGUGUGAAUAGCAUUAGCAAAUUAGCAAAUUGGAAUUUAAAUCCUUUUUGUAUUUUAUUUUGGAGUGUUUUGUUAGAAAGACAAACACUGCACCUAACAUCAUUUAUAGUGACUCUUGGUAGCUCCAAAAAACUCCUAAUACUUCACUAUUUCCACAUAAACAAUGAUCCACUACUCCAACCGGAAAUGAUGAGCGGUCAUAUACAGAAAGCAGAAGUAGGUUGUACAUAUAACUCAUUGAAUCAAAUGCUUCAAACUUUUAUUGAGGCUUCUGAUUGGUCAGUUUAUACCUUGAAUAACUUGGAAUACAGAAAAAAUAUAAUAAAAAAAAUAGUAUGAUGAUCAAAAAGGGCAGCAGAAAAAGAAUGGUUACAUUGACAGUUAUAUUGACAGAAUAAUAAAUAAUUAUUUCCCAAUUUCAGGUUUUUGGAACCAGUUCCUGUUUGGAACACGAGGAGUUAUUCAGUCCAGCUCUCCUAUACAGUCAGUGGUCUGGACUUAGAUAUUGCACCUUUUUACUCAUUUUAUCGUACUGCAUUGUACUGCUGCAUGAUCCAGUUUCUCAGCCAAGUUUUAUAUGACAGAAGACCUCGGGCUUUACUGAAAAAUUGACUUCAAAUGUACAAAUGGAGUCAGAUGUUAAAAAGUGGUUGCACUGCACCUGAAUAGUCUUUCCUCGUCCUCUAUAUGAGACAGAUGGAACAACUUCUACACAAUGCCUCUGUGCAAUAACCACCUCCUUCUUUAUGUUUGUCUGUGCAAAUUAAAUAGUUUCAGGUCUUUGAAAAUCCCUCUUUCUAGAGACAGAAGCUCAUUUUAUUGAUUUUUUUUUUCUUUUUCAAAACUUAGCAUGCUAAGUGCAGCCCGGAUGUUUUCAGCUGGGAACGCUGUCAUCUUUAUAGAAUAUUUUUCAUGCAGUGAUUACCUGUCUUACUGUGAAAUGAUGGACUCCAGGGUUUCUGCUUUAUAACCUGUCAUACGCUGAUGAAGUAUAACAGCUGUUCGUCUAAGAUCGCUGCUUUUGUCCCUACUUUGAAAGCAUAUAAAAUCAAACUUCCACAAGAUGAAUAAAUCAGAAGCUGUAAAUUAGCAGCAAACGGCUGUUAUUUUCUAGAACCUAUGAAGGCCAGAAGCGUCUUGUUUUUUAUCUUCUUUCAUUUGGUUUAGCUCACCUCACUGAGUUGUUUAUUGUGGAUGAGUUAUUGGUCCGUACUCGCUGUUUUUGUCUAAUCCAUUUAAACAUGAUCUAAUGGGUUUAAUUAUAAGUUUGCAGGACCUUCAUAGAUUAUCAUUCAUUUGAAUUCCAUAUCCUGGGUAGUCAAAAUCAUUUAGUCUUUACAAAGACCACAUUUACUUUCUUUUUUUCUUUUUUUUUUUUUACAAUUUAUACCUUUUUGCACAACUUAAUGCUCUAAAAGUGAAACGGAUAUCUUCUGUGAAAGCCUUUUUUUCUCUUUUUCUCCAUGGACAUCCAUUAAAGGGUCAGAUCUCCCACAGCUGAAGGGGAUUUCAUAGCAGAUCUAUAUUUAUCAUAUUUCUACUUUAGGAAAUAUUUUUUGGUAUUGGUAGAGAUAGAAAAGCAGUAUCCAUAAGAUUUUCUAUUAGGUAAGACAAACAUCGAUAAGCAUACAUAUAGUUAUUAAUCCUUUUCCUAAUAUAGAAUACAAUAGAACAGAAUAGAAUAGAAUAUCUUUAUUUCUGUAGCACUUUUCCCAGAAAGAAUGACAAAGUGCUGUACAAAAGGUGAAUGAAAUCAAAUUAAAACAGAGUUAAUAAAAUAAAUAAUAAAAUAAUAAAAGCUAAAAACAUAGUAAAACACAGCAAAAAAUAAUAAAAAUAAUUUUAAAAAAUAAAUUAUCAGAUAAAUCUUGUUCUGAACAGACUCUAUUUAAUUAUUUUCCCAGAUAUUGAAAAAUAAUCAAAUUAAAUGUAUUUCUCUUGAUUGUGUGCUUAUGCACGCUAUUUUUAAGCAUUUAUAGUUUUUUUUUAACCGAUAAUUUGAUACAACAUUUCCCAGGUGAUGAAUUGACAGAAUUUCACCGAAAACUCUUAUCCUUUCUUUCACAUCCUCCAGGGAUAAAUAAAUCAAGCAUUGUGUCGCCUCACUUGCCUUCCCCGUGAUCAAAGUUUGAGAACAAACGACGCAGAAGCAGAGGACAGGAAGAGGCUUGCAGGAAAAGGGCGACAGAGGUAAUGAGGUGCGGCGAUAAACGAAGCGGAAGGAGGGAUGGAUGGGGAGGGCUUUUCCAAAGGAAGGGGAUGCAGAAAAGUAGAGAUGAGAGAGAACGAUGUAAAAUAAAAAAAAAAUAAAAAA